AGUGUUGACAUAUUGCCAGUGUAGAAAAGCGUGACUGGUGUACGAUGUCGGGAAGUAUGAGGGUUGGUGUCGGGAAGAUGACACGAUCUCCGAUUUACAGAUCAUACAGCUAUCUGAAACGUCUAUAUUGUGAAAAGCUACAAUCUGCAAAUCAAAGAAAGUUCUGCGAUGACAAGCAGACAGCACAUACAUUCCCAAGGGACCAAACAUUGCCAAUGUUGAAUGAAAAUCAUAGAAGUAAUAUAUUAUCCAUCAUUAAUGAUCUUCCAGAGAAACAAUUUCGCUCACUGAAAGAGAUGCAAACUAAGCAAUCUUUGGCAGAAAAUAUUCUGAAAUUUCGCUUCAAGAAUGGCAAGAUUUCCGAUGUGAAUGAAUUAAUAAAAAACAAUGUUGCCAGUUUUGAAUGUCUUCAAAAUGUAUGUACAGAGCUGCAGUCUUUGGAACUUUUACAUCAAGACUUCUGUUAUCCUGGAUUGUUACGGAGGCAAAUUGAGAAUCUUCAAAGCAUAGUUGUGAUUGAUAUUGAAACCCUGAGGUCAGUCAGUUGGAUCAAAGUGAAUCGGCAGCUAGAAGUGGAAGAUUGGAGUCAUGCCAUGUUGAUUGAAAAUCCCAACAUAAAAAUAUCUGACCAUGUGUUCCACCAUAAUGUGGCAAAAGCAGCAGUGUCCAGAAUUCCUAAAGGCUGUAUUUAUAUUGUGAGAGACACCAGUCUCCAGUUCAGAAAUGACAAGCUGGUCAAGGCCAAAGAUGAGCUGCAUUAUAGGGUGAUGCAUUCAGUUUUCAUGACUGUUUUAAAGUCAAGUCUAGAGGAGAAGGAUUCGGAUGUGUAUGUUGUAGAUAUGAAGAAGAUACCUGACAUUUAUGAUACUUUAGUUGUAAAAUAUUUUGACAUUACACAUGUAAAUAACUACAAAUUAUUAAAGGAUGUGAGGAAAAAUCCAGAUUUGUUUAGAAUACAGAUGACAUCUUUCCCAAAUAUACAUCACCUAUUACAUGACCAGUAUGCAUGUGUUGCUCUCUUAGCCAAUUCCUUUUGCAAACUAGUCCUGUGUAACUGGUAGGGUCUGUCCAGUGCGUACAAACUAGUCCUGUGUAACUGGUAGGGUCUGUCCGGUACGUACAAACUAGUCCUGUGUAACUGGUAGGGUCUGUCCGGUACGUACAAACUAGUCCUGUGUAACUGGUAGGGUCUGUCCGGUACGUACAAACUAACUAAUUUGAUAUGACAAUAAUUUGCACAAAUCUGAAUGAAAGUUCAAGUGUUAUAAUUCUGAAUACUAAAUUUAUACUAAAAGUAGUAUUCACAGAGUUAAGAAGUUGAUGCUUCAAAGUCGGAGUGAAAUAUGAAAAUUCUCCGAAAUGUGCCGCUUUUUUAUGCAUUACCCAUGGAUUUACCAGCUUGGGAUUUAAUUCUAAAAACUGUUCUAUGAAUUAAUCAUUACUUAGCAAUAAUCAAUAGUUAUUGAGUAUUAUCUGAUGCGAGUAUUAUCUUAUUUGAUAGUUAUCAGUAGAAUUUACCUGUUAUUUACCUGUACAGCAUUU
Messenger RNA from Pecten maximus, 1542 nucleotides. RefSeq lists its product as uncharacterized. Gene Ontology annotation, biological process: transcription elongation by mitochondrial RNA polymerase; mitochondrial transcription. The record is from RefSeq and is a predicted model, not a curated record. Bases 45 to 1061 code for a protein of 338 amino acids. The transcript is spliced from 4 exons. NCBI's taxonomy places the organism in Eukaryota, Metazoa, Mollusca, Bivalvia, Pectinida, Pectinidae. Gene Ontology annotation, cellular component: mitochondrial nucleoid. Gene Ontology annotation, molecular function: DNA polymerase processivity factor activity.